This is a messenger RNA of Exophiala mesophila, 2290 nucleotides long. RefSeq lists its product as uncharacterized. Lineage: Eukaryota; Fungi; Ascomycota; Eurotiomycetes; Chaetothyriales; Herpotrichiellaceae. The transcript has 5 exons. Gene Ontology annotation, biological process: ammonium transmembrane transport. The record is from RefSeq and is a predicted model, not a curated record. Gene Ontology annotation, cellular component: plasma membrane. Bases 655 to 2103 code for a protein of 482 amino acids. Gene Ontology annotation, molecular function: ammonium channel activity.
GACGCCCUGGACGCCCUGCUCGCCUCUCACACAUCCUCACACACGGACUACGACGCACACAGACUUUGGCGCCCUCGCCGCCCUCGCGCCGCCAAGCUGCCUUCAAGCGAGUCCGUCAUGACUCUACUUUGGGCCAGGGCUCCACCCUUGCUGAUAACAGACUUGGCUCCAUACACUUCUUCCAUGGCCCCUUCGUGUGGGCAUUGUGGGUUCCUGAAUCCCACCCCCAGCUGCCUGUGCGUUUCAUCAACAGCGAACGUCAGGCGGCUCAUACAACCAUUGCCUUGACAAGAAUUAUAUCGUCAAACAUCAAAUCUACACAUAUCAACGCGCCAAUGCAAGUGGGCCCUGUCUCCAUCGUUAACCCACACUGUCUUCUGAGGCUUCCCUGUUGAUCGGUGCUUCUCCCGACUUUAGCCUCCGUGGCCCUCCACCCGUCGCAAAGGUGGCUCCUUGGAAGUCGGGUCGUGCCAUCCAUGCAUUCCUCAUGUCUCCGUCCUUCGGCGACAUGGCAAGAUAUAUUUAUCCCGCUCCAGCCCUGUUCCUGGUUGCGAUCCUUCUUGUUUUGAUUUCUUCUCAACCCAUUUCGACAAAGUCAACAGACAAGCCAGUGACUUGCAAAGACCUGUUCGACAAAGGCAACGACACCUCACAAUGGAAUUUGUACCUCCUGAAUAUGACGAAGCCCAUCCCGAGGGUGGCAACCCCCUUGAGGUUGAUGUCAACGCUCAAUAUGCUGGUUUCGAGUUCCACGCCGCAUAUCUCGCCCUCUGUGCCUAUCUUGUCUGGAUGAUUAUCCCCGGUCUGGCCCUGCUGUACGGUGGUUUGGCGCGCCGCAAGUCGGCUCUGUCCAUGUUGUACCAGGGUUUCGCUGUCAUUGGUGUCAUUACCUUCCAAUGGAUGUUCUGGGGUUACUCCCUCACCUACUCCCCCACUUCCGGCCCUUUCAUUGGUAAUAUGAAAAACUUCGGUCUUCAGGAUGUCACCGCAGCUCCCAUUGGUUUCCUGCCAGAAAUCCUCUUCUGCUUCUACCAAUGCCUCUUCUGCGUCGUUACCGUCAUGAUCGUGGUCGGUGGCGCCUUCGAGCGUGGUCGCGUCAUCCCUGUGCUCUUCUUCAGCUUCUGGUGGGCCACCAUCGUCUACUGCCCUAUUGCAUGCUGGACAUGGAACGCAAGUGGAUGGCUCGCCAACCUCCCCUCUCUCGACUAUGCUGGUGGUGGACCGGUCCACAUUGCCAGUGGUUGCUCCGCCUUGGCCUAUGCCUUGGUUUUGGGAAAGAGAAAGCUCCGCGAAGCACCUCACACCAAACCCCACAACGUUUCCAUGGUCUUCAUCGGCACGGUUAUGAUCUGGUUCGGUUGGUUUGGUUUCAACGGUGGUUCCACUCUCAACUCCACUGUCCGAUCCUUCAUGGCUGCGUGGAACACCAACGUUUCCGCCGGUAUGGGUGUUAUCGGAUGGAGCAUCGUUGAUAUGAUCCGCUACAAGGGCAAAUUGUCCACCAUCGGUGCCUGCGAAGGUGCUAUUGCCGGUCUCGUCGGUAUCACUCCUGCCGCUGGUUACGUUUCCGUCUGGUUCGCUGCCCUCAUCGGUCUUUUGACCGGUAUGGCUUGCUCUUCCCUCAAGAACAUCAACAAGUGGAUCCGCGUCGACGAGGGUAUGGAUGUCUUCAAGCUCCACGGUGUUGGUGGUAUGAUUGGAUCUUUCCUCACCGGUAUCUUCGCCUCGUCCUCGGUUUCCGCCCUUGACGGCGGUACCCUUGCCCCCGGUGGUGUCGAUGGUGUCGGCGCUCAAGUUGCCCGCCAAUUGGCUGAUAUCGCCUCCAUUGCUGGCUACUCCUUCACCGUCUCCUUCAUCUUGUUGUGGAUCAUGAAGUUCAUCGGCAUGUACGUUCCCUUCAUGGCUCUCCGAGUCAGCGAGGAGGCCGAAAUCCGUGGUAUUGACUCCGAGGAGUUCGCCGAGGAGGAAGAAGUCGGUGAUUGGUCCAUGUUUGAGAGCCCCAGCACUGCGACUCAGGGAACCACCGCCGAGUCGAAGCUUGUCUCGACUCCUCCCAGCCCUCCCCCAGGUCUCCAAGAGGAGCAAAAGCCCACCACUGCUUAAGCAGAUCCAACCAGGAGGAAGCGACGGUCAUGUUGCUAGACAGACACAACGUGGCCUGCGUGCCAGAUGCCAUCGCAGUGCGAUGGUAAAUGCCCUAUAGUCCCGGGCACCAGCUUUGGACGUGGAUUUACACACACAUUGAUUCCCCAAAAUACCCACAUUAAUAGUUUAUAAUUUGACAAUCUGC